Amyelois transitella is the source of this 1356-nucleotide messenger RNA. It is a transcript of the gene TfIIFbeta, whose product is annotated as general transcription factor IIF subunit 2. Gene Ontology annotation, biological process: transcription by RNA polymerase II; transcription initiation at RNA polymerase II promoter. Gene Ontology annotation, cellular component: transcription factor TFIIF complex. The record is from RefSeq and is a predicted model, not a curated record. The transcript has 4 exons. Bases 171 to 998 code for a protein of 275 amino acids. Lineage: Eukaryota; Metazoa; Arthropoda; Insecta; Lepidoptera; Pyralidae.
AAACACAUCAAAUCAAAAACACCAGCUGCUGUUCUGCUGCGUACUCAAUCCGGCUACACUAUAUUUCUCAUUCUUACAUUUUUACUUAGAAUUAUCUUGUUUUUACAUUUUUUACUUAGAAUUACCUAAGUAUUUCAUUUGUUCUCGCCAGUGUAUUAACGGAAAUAAUUAUGACUACACCUAAUGCUACAAAUGGUAGUGUCCCUCACAUUGACCGUGAAUUAGAUUUGUCAAAUACUGGAAGAGGUGUCUGGCUUGUCAAAGUACCUAAAUAUAUAGCAAAUAAAUGGGAUAAAGCUUCUGGGAAUAUAGAAGUAGGCAAAUUGAAAAUAUCAAGGGUUCCGGGCCAAAAACCACAAGUGCAGCUAUCAUUAUCUGAGGCAGUUAUGUGCUUGAAGGACCCUGGAGAACAGAGCAUACCAAAGGAACACUGUCUUGACGUAUCUAAUGUGACAAGACAAAGUCUUGGAGUAUUUUCACAUGUUGUUCCUACAGUUACAGAUUCAGUUGUACCAGAAUCUGAAAAAUUGUAUAUGGAGGGGAGGAUAGUUCAAAAGCUGGAAUGUAAACCAUAUGCAGACACAACUUAUUACAAACUUAAGUCUGAGUCUAUUAGAAAGGCGUCUAUUCCUCAGAGACAAGUUCAACAAUUGGAUAGGAUUGUACAAAACUUUAAGCCUGUCUCUGAUCACAGACAUAAUAUUGAAUAUCAAGAAAAGAAGAAAGCUGAAGGCAAGAAAGCUCGUGACGACAAAGAUGCUGUGCUUAACAUGUUGUUUGCAGCGUUUGAGAAACAUCAAUACUAUAAUAUAAAAGAUUUGCAAAAGAUAACAAGGCAACCUAUUGUAUAUUUGAAGGAAAUAUUAAAAGAGGUUUGUAACUAUAAUCUCAAGAAUCCACACAAGAAUAUGUGGGAAUUGAAACCUGAGUACAGGCAUUACAAGCAAGAGGUGCCUGUUGAGACUAAAGAAGAAAAAAAUAGUUCAGACAGUGACUAAUCCAUACUGAUAAUUGUAUAACAUGAAAUGGCAGUCACCAGAGGUUGUUCAAAGGUCAGCAGAAGGUUGUGGCAGUCCAUCAUGCAAAGCAUUCUACAAAGCAAACAAUGUAUGAAUGAAUUAGCGGCGCACCAGGUAGGCCAUAUGCCUAUGUAACAGUAUACAAAGUGUAUUUAAUUUUUUCAGUAUUUUUUUCUAACAAUGUUAUGAAACUUUUGUUUGUCUUUAUAAUUUUCUAUUUCUUUUGUUCUGCCAGUUCUCUUUCAAAAUACCUACACCUCAGAAGUCUUAUUCUGUAUAUUUUAUUUGAUUGAUAAUAAUAUGAAAUUAUGAUUUAAUAAAUUCUUGAUGAAAUUAU